Myotis lucifugus (little brown bat) is the source of this 462-nucleotide messenger RNA. It is a transcript of the gene METRN, whose product is annotated as meteorin, glial cell differentiation regulator. The record is from RefSeq and is a predicted model, not a curated record. Gene Ontology annotation, molecular function: hormone activity. Gene Ontology annotation, biological process: glial cell differentiation; positive regulation of axonogenesis. NCBI's taxonomy places the organism in Eukaryota, Metazoa, Chordata, Mammalia, Chiroptera, Vespertilionidae.
AUGGCUGACAAUGCGCACUUAGAAAAUGACACGGAAAUUGCUUCUGAACCCCACGGCCUGCUCGAGUGGAAGGGGACAGGAGCCACUAGGAACGAGGGAGGUGCCUGCAGGCCCUGUAAUGACACCGUCCUCCUGGCCUUGUGCACUGGCGACUUUGUGAUCCAGGGGACCCUGCACAGGAUUGCCCACGACACAGAGCUGCAGUCUGUUGUCACUGUGGCAGCUGUCCAUGUCCGCCAGACACUGCCGCUGUUCCAGGCGGGGGGCUCUGGGGGCCCGGUACAGGCCUCCAUUCGCACCCCACUGCGCUGUGGUGUCCACCCCGGCACUUUCCUCUUCGUGGGCUAGAGCCAUUUUGGUGAGGCCUGGCUUGGCUGUGCACCCCGCUUCCAGGAAUUCAACCGUGCCUACGCAGCUGCCCGUACCAACCACCUCUGCCCCUUUGAGGUGGUGCCAGACUAA